Brettanomyces bruxellensis is the source of this 828-nucleotide messenger RNA. RefSeq lists its product as uncharacterized. The record is from RefSeq and is a predicted model, not a curated record. Gene Ontology annotation, cellular component: plasma membrane. NCBI's taxonomy places the organism in Eukaryota, Fungi, Ascomycota, Pichiomycetes, Pichiales, Pichiaceae. Bases 1 to 828 code for a protein of 275 amino acids. The transcript has a single exon.
AUGGGAUUGCCGGAUAUUAAACCAAAAUAUGCAUGGAUUCUUCCAUUGGUUGCCUGCUUCUGGUGGUGGGCCAUGCUUAUUGGAUUGUUAGUGUCAUGGAUCGUUUCUGGACGACAACCAUACUAUACAGAUUAUGCAAAUAUGAGUCGGUGGAUCAUAUAUCUAUCUGAUGUUGCAGCCACAGACCGCCAGCCUGUGUUUAUUUGCGGCAGUGCACUCAUGGGUGUAUUCGGUGUCUGGGCGACGUAUGAAGAAUAUAGACUUCGAGGCGAAAAGGCAAAUUACUUACUUCCAUACUUCAAUCGGAUCACCAAAUGUUUGCAGUUUUGUUUGGUGAUAGCCAUGUCGUUGUCGUCAUUUUUCAUAUUGAUGGUCAGCUGCUUCAAGGUUACCACGCACACUCAAAUUCACGUGCUGUUUUUAGCUCUUUUCAUUGGUUUCGACGUUGUGUUUGCAAUUAUUGACCUGAUACUCAAGCUUAUAUACAACUACCACUAUCGCGAACGUUACUUUGCCAUCUGUUUUGGCAUUACGCUUAUCUGGACUCUCUGCACUGUGGCUGCUAUUUCCUUUUAUGGAAUUUUCAUUCUUGUUGCCAAUGAUCAGGGAAAUGCAUCAUAUUUCUAUGGUUACUCGGGUGUCAUGGAGUGGACUGCCUGCUUUUUGUAUGGAUUGGUUUUCUUUAUUCUUGCUGUGGACUUGACACGCCCAAAAGUAGGUAUGAAAUUCAGAAAGCACCGUAUAAACACCUCAUCGUCGGCCGGAACUACUUUAACCGGAGUUUCGGAUGGCUUACAGUUUCCUGAAAUGGCCCAAACGAUGUUAUGA